This is a messenger RNA of Columba livia (rock pigeon), 13015 nucleotides long. It is a transcript of the gene PDE8A, whose product is annotated as phosphodiesterase 8A. Gene Ontology annotation, biological process: positive regulation of ERK1 and ERK2 cascade; cellular response to epidermal growth factor stimulus; regulation of DNA-templated transcription. The transcript has 28 exons. Gene Ontology annotation, molecular function: 3',5'-cyclic-AMP phosphodiesterase activity. Bases 1355 to 3919 code for a protein of 854 amino acids. Lineage: Eukaryota; Metazoa; Chordata; Aves; Columbiformes; Columbidae. The record is from RefSeq and is a predicted model, not a curated record.
GGACGGGGCCGCCGCUGCCGAGGAACAUCAAUAAUAACACGGCGGGCGCGGAGCGAGCGAGGCGCUGCGAGGAGAGAGGCUUUUCCCCGCUGCAAGGGACGCGGACGCCACGGCCCUGGGAAUUAGAGCUCUCGCCGCUGCAACCCUUCCCGCCGGGAUGCGACGCUAGGACCGUUCUCCUUCUACUUCUCGCUCUUUUUGAUUUUUUUUUUUUAUUUUAUUUUUUUUUCCUCGCCGUUUCGCAUCAUUUCUCUGACCAAAAAAAUCCCCCCCAACAUGGAGGCCCUUUGAUGCGUCCGCCAGCGGAGCCGGCUCCUCCCGCGGCUCUGCAAAGCCCUCCGGGCCGUGCCCUGAUUUUCCGAGGGCCGCCCCCGGCGCUCGGCCCGGGCGCUCGGAGGGCUCCCCGCGGCCCGGCCCGCUCCGGUCCCGCGGCGCUGAGCCGGGAGCCCCGCCGGGCGGGAUGCGGCUGGGGCGGCCGGAGAGCCCCGCUGCCGCCUGACGGGGGGCGCUUCCUUCCGACGACGGGAACCUGAAUGUCACCCCCGCGCCGGAGGCGGUGCGGGACAUGCCCAGCGCGGCGUGAGGGGCGCAGCCGGCUCUCCGGGGCGCCGAUUUGCGAUUAUUGUUAAUUUCUUUUUUUUUUUUUUUUUAAUUUAUUUCGGCCCCCAGCUCAGCCCCAAAGCCCCCCCCCCAAAGCACAGCCCCCGCACCGCGCCGGGCGGGACCGCCGGGAGUGAGCGCGGAGGACGAGGUGGGGAGCGGCCCCCGGCCCGCACCGGGUUAAUCGGUAACGCUGUGCAAACCCAGGUGGAAAAUGCGCCGUGCUCCGGACUAGGCGGGCGGCGAUGGUGCAGUGCCCCCGACCGCUCUGAGAGCCUGGCCGAGCAGCCGCCGGGGUGCGUGUGCUUGCGGGUUUGGGGCUUCGGGUUUUUGUUAUUUUUGCCUUCCCCCCACUUCUUAUUUUUUCCUUUUUUUUUUUUUUUUUUUUAAUUUUCCCCAGAAGGCAACCUUACCAAGAUCUCAGAUGGCUUAGAAAAAUUAAUAAUAAUCUGUGAAAAUAUGAAGUCGACCGGUUUUUGAUUUUCCCACCCUCCCCUCCAGCUCCCCAGCCCACUGCUGAGAUUGAGAUACAAGGACCCGUUUCCUGGAGGACGAGGAGAACAGACACGCUUUCUGGCGGUGUAGAAGGGACCGAUGGCAAUGCUUCAGAGCGUAGCGGAGACGCAGGAAAGAGAUUCAACCUGUUAACAAAAAAUCAAGCAGGGGGAAAAUACCAACGGGAAGGAAGGAGAUAUAUAUAUACACAUAUAUAUAUAUAUACAAUUUAGAAGUAUUCCCCAGGUGGCCUCAAAGCAUGGGCUGUGCUCCAAGCAUCCACAUCUCUGACAGCAGAGUGGUCUAUCACAGUAGCAAAGAGUCUGAGGAGUGCAAUUCCCCUCACCAGACCAACACAACCAUGUCUCAACAGCAGCAAGGCAACCCCGUCCCAGGAUUAUUCAUUAAGUCCUCCAACACAUCCACUUAUAAGGUGAGGACUAAUUCCUCUAAGAAAGACAAGAGGGAGAACAGCCAGAGCAUGGAGGCAGAGACCCAGACCAGCAGAUCCAGUGUUAAGGCACCAGUAACAGAUGUGCAGUUUGGCCCUAUGAGACUUCAUCAAGAUCAACUUCAGGUACUUUUAGUGUUUGCCAAAGAAGAUAACCAGAGUAACGGGUUCUGUUGGGCAUGUGAGAAAGCUGGGUUUCGAUGUAAUAUUGCCAGGACACCUGAGUCGGCACUAGAAUGUUUCCUUGAUAAACACCAUGACAUUAUCAUUAUUGACCAUAGACAUUCCAGAUACUUUGAUGCAGAAGCAUUAUGCAGGUCUAUCAGAACAACGAAACCCUCAGAAAAUACAGUCAUUAUUGGUGUAGUACGAAGGCAUGCUGAUCGUGAAGAGUCAUCAAUACUGCCCCUGAUCUCUGCUGGCUUCACAAGGAGAUAUGUAGAAAAUUCUAACAUAAUGGCCUGUUACAAUGAGUUGAUUCAGCUGGAAUUUGGAGAGGUGCGGGCACAAUUCAAACUAAGGGCAUGUAAUUCAUUAUUUACAGCAUUAGAGAAAAGUCAAGAAGCCAUUGAGAUCACAAGUGAAGACCACGUAAUACAGUACGUCAAUCCUGCUUUUGAAACAGUGAUGGGCUAUCAAAUAGGCGAACUGAUAGGAAAGGAAUUAACAGAAGUGCCUAUAAAUGAAAAAAAAGCUGAUUUCCUAGAUACUAUUAAUUCCUGCAUAAAGAUAGGAAAGGAAUGGCAAGGAAUGUACUAUGUGAAAAAGAAAAAUGGAGAUAGCAUACAACAAAAUGUGAAGAUACUACCUGUCGUUGGACAGGGAGGAAAGAUUAGACACUAUGUGUCAAUUAGUAGACUGUGCAAUGACAACAAUAAGGCAGAGAAGACAUGUGAACGUGUUCAGGCUGAAUCUCAGACAGAUAUUCAGACUUGCAGACACAAGGACAGGAGGAAAGGAUCACUAGAUGUCAGAUCCACAACAUCACGAGGGAGUGAUGGCAGCUCACAAAGGCGUCACUCUUCUAUGGCCAGGAUACAUUCCAUGACUAUCGAAGCACCCAUCACCAAGGUAAUAAACAUCAUCAACGCUGCACAAGAAAGCAGUCCCAUGCCAGUUGCAGAAGCUUUAGACCGAGUUUUGGAGAUUUUAAGAACCACUGAAUUGUACUCUCCACAACUGGGGACAAAAGAUGAGGAUCCACACACAAGUGACCUCGUUGGAGGGUUAAUGACAGAUGGUUUACGAAGAUUAUCAGGGAACGAAUACAUAUUGUCAGCAAAACAAACUCACCAGGUCGCUGGCAGUUUGAUCUCUCCAAUCUCCCUCAAUGACAUCCCCCCACGGAUAACACAGGCGAUGGAAAAUGAGGAACACUGGGACUUCGAUAUCUUUGAACUUGAGGCUGCCACCCAUAAAAGGCCUUUGGUUUAUCUGGGUCUCAAAAUAUUUGCUCGCUUUGGAAUCUGUGAAUUCCUAAACUGUUCAGAAUCAACUCUGAGGUCGUGGUUACAAGUUAUUGAAGCCAACUACCAUUCCUCCAACUCCUACCAUAAUUCUACUCAUUCAGCAGAUGUACUACAUGCCACUGCUUAUUUCUUGUCUAAAGAAAGAGUAAAGCAAACUUUGGAUCCGAUUGAUGAGGUUGCUGCACUCAUUGCUGCCACAGUCCAUGACGUGGAUCACCCAGGAAGAACAAAUUCUUUCCUGUGCAAUGCUGGCAGCGAGCUAGCGAUUCUCUACAACGACACUGCAGUGCUGGAGAGCCACCACGCUGCCCUGGCUUUCCAGCUCACCACCCAGGAUGACAAAUGCAAUAUAUUUAAAAACAUGGAGAGGAAUGAGUAUCGAACCCUUCGCCAAGCCAUUAUUGACAUGGUCUUAGCAACAGAAAUGACAAAGCACUUUGAGCAUGUCAACAAGUUUGUCAACAGCAUUAAUAAACCCUUGGCAGCGCUAGAAGAAAACGGGAAUAAUGGUGAUGGAGAGUCAAUCAAAACUGUUCUCACGUCUCCCGAAAACCGUAUCCUUAUCAAACGCAUGCUGAUAAAGUGCGCUGACAUCUCCAACCCGUGCAGGCCCAUGGAGCAGUGUAUCGAGUGGGCAGGACGCAUCUCCGAGGAGUACUUUGCACAGACUGAUGAAGAAAAGAGGCAAGGUUUACCCGUCGUGAUGCCAGUUUUUGACAGAAAUACUUGCAGCAUCCCCAAAUCCCAAAUAUCAUUCAUUGAUUACUUCAUCACCGAUAUGUUUGAUGCCUGGGAUGCAUUUGCAGACCUGCCAAAUUUGAUGCAGCAUCUGGAUAAUAACUUUAAAUACUGGAAAGGACUAGAUGAAAGGAAGCUGCGGAGCCUUCGACCACCACCAGAAUAGCAAUUAGACCAUGGUGUGUAAUUUGCUAACCAGACGCAUAUUUAUUCAAGCUCACUUUUAUUCAUGUGAUUUCAGAUUUGUUUUGGUCUCUUCAGUAUUACAGUAAGGCAAGCCCCUGCGCUUGGGGAACUUUCACAUUCGAGAGAACAUGAGGUCAGCAGUUGACUUCCACAAACUACCACGUGCGGACUCCAAAGAAAUAAGCCUAUCAAGUGGAAUUACACUGGAUUGCUGCAGUACUUGUACUGAAGAGGGUUUAUUAGCAAACAUAUUGUUGCGGUAUCUUCAUAGCAGUGCGUGAAGCCAGAGAACCUUGAAGAAUCCUCAUGAGAAGGACCUUCGCUAGGAGAUUUUGCUUAAUCCUCAAUCCCGCAAGUGAAAAAGAAAUGUCUAUUGAUAGAGACUCACAGCUUUUCUGAGAAAGCUACAUGCUUUUUACGAGCACUUAAGACAGUUCCAUAGAACAAUCAGACGUUUAAAAUGCAACUCUCUAUGAAGGAAUUUUUGAUCUAUGAAAAAUACACGUCCUCUAUUUUUUCACAUCACAGAAGGUGCAAUCAUUCACUUCUGAGCACUACUGAAAGUGAGUUCUCGUUAAGAAAUUUAGUAGCAAAUGUAAAAAAUAACACAAGAAUUUUUGAGGUUGAUCGUUAGCAUCUAUGAUUAAAAUGAUAUGUUUUAUUUAUUUUGUUAGAUGUUCAAUAUUUUCUAUGAAUUUAUAAAUACUUAAAAGCCAAAGCCAACUUUAGAUGCAUUACAAAUUUACAUGAUUCAUACUCAUUAAUAUACAUUUCAUUGAUGUACAGACCUUUUAUUUUCAUAAUGCAAAUACAAAAUACUAUACAAUGAUACGUUUUUAUUGCACUGUAAGGAUAGAUGUGUAUGUUUAAAUAUUGUCUGAUUUAUGUUAAUUAAAAUAAGUUCUAUUGAAAAGGUCUCACUUGAGAAUAGUAGAAUAAAGAAGAAAUGUAUGCUGUCCGAGCACCAGAACUGCAGUGGUUCUCCCCCAAACCAGUGACGACCACCUGAUCUUCCCUUCACUACAAAAAUAAUAAUAUGUUGGAACUUUUUGUUUUCUCCCAUGAAAUUUUAUGACUGAAUUCCCUGACAAAGUCUGCCUUAUUUUAUAUGGUAUUUCUACAAAGCAUUCCACAGCACAUACGAGGAGGCGACAUCUAAUGAAUUUCAGCAUUUUAUAGCCUAUGUAUUUUCCUCUGCCAUGAAAGAAACAGAACAUAAAACCACCCACAGAAACCUUGAACUCGAGAAGUUUGUAAAGGCUGUGUACCUUCACAAUUUGAAUUAAACCUUCAUAGCAAACACUAGAAAAUAAUAAAAUGUGUAUUUUAAGAAGUGUCAAAGUCCUAGCCAUUUAAUUUGGAAUGUGUUUCCUUCGUAGUUUGCAGACUAAUAGAUACAGGAAAUUAUUUAGAAAAAGAUAACUAAGGUGCUUGCUGUCGGGGAAGGGAAGAGUCGAGGGGGUUGGACCGGCAUAAGGGUGAUGAAAGGUGCUUUAUGGCUGCCAAGGCUCCGUGUUGGUGGCCCGGCCUUGGCGAGCCCAUCAGACCCUCGUGUGCCCUUGGACAAGUCUCUUCACAGCUAAAAGCAGCGCCACGUGGAUUCCACUGAAGGACGAGAAGAGCAUCCCGAGAAGAAGCAGCAAGGCUCCAAAGCACCGAAACGAUAGCCGGCUGCGGGCAGUGCCGAGGCAACUGGCGUUGGAGACUUUCUGAGCCCUCCCUGAAGAAGCACGAGCAGGGCGGAUGGGGGAGUCCAGGGACGGCAGCAAUGGGAGCCUUGAAGCAGCUCAAGGAAAAGCUGCUCUGCCUCCAUGAAGCUGCAUGACACGGUCAAUAUCUCCUCCACUUACCUGCUGUGAAAAGGAUAGGAGAGCAAAAGUAACAGCAAAUGGGUCCAGAGAAUGUCUGCAGGAAGGGGGUAAAAAUAUUUCUUCAUAAGCAUAGUUAGUAUUCUGUGUUGUACUAAUGAAUGGUGAAAGCAGUUAAUUUAAUCUGCUAUAAAAAUGCCUGAUGCAUCAUCACUGAAAAGAUGUGAUCGAUAUGAUUAAUUCCCUGAAAUUCACACUGCAUCUUUAAUGCCAUGCGUAGAGCUGUGCUAAUCAACCCUCCGUAUCAGCCAGGUCUAUGUCCGUAUUGGUGUACAAUAGUUUCAUAGAACAUAAAGCACUGAUUUGCAGCACUCAGUGCAGCUCUGUUGAUUCUGAAUUUCGCUGUUGCCAGGGUCAGAGUGUAAUUAAAGCCUGGAACCACCAUGCGUGAUGCUCACCGAAGAUCCCGACCCACUGAGCCCCUGCGCAAGCUCCGAGCAGCUCGUCAGCCUCACGCGCAGCCUGAGCCCCUGCCAUGGAAAGAACAAACUGAAAGAGCGUGAUUGAAAUUAUUCCCUGGCAGUCAUAUGCACUGUCUACACUUUUCAUUUGUUCUUGCUUUAAUGCUAAUGCAAGAGUAAAUUCUAAUGUAGACAUGAUGAAGGAGAACUCCUUUAUGCACCUCUGGGGUUUUAUUCCUUAAGCUUUGUGUUUUAAAACUGAAUACGGUUCAGCAAUUCAGCAUGAAAUGACCCAUCGAGAAUGAUUUGCUCUGUUUUCUGUGCUGCAUCUUUUCAGUCAGGUGAUGCUGCUAGACCUGAGUAUCACUUUAGUUGCUUCCAGGUGGGAAUGAACUAUUAUGAUCUGGUAAAAAAAUGUUGGCUCCUCAGCACAUUGCCCUAGAUGGAUAUCUUGGGCCCUUCCAGGGACAGGUAAAAAGUUCUGCGUAAUAAUAAUUGCUUAUUCUUACAAGAAGAGAAACCAGACGGGUAUUGUGCACAGCUGCCUUGUCGUAAGUCUGAAGAUGGCUUUCAUACUAUGGUUUUCCCAAUGGCUAUAUAUAAAUUUAAAAUCACCUGAAAUGGCAUGAAUGCCUUGGUUUCCGUUGCAGUGCUUUUUGCUGUGGCUGUCUCCACCUGUCUCAGUACAGACAUCAUUGAUAUGACGCUUAAGAAAACAUGUCAUGAACAUGAAGGAACCGAAGCAAUGACAAAGCCUCUCCUACAGAGAAGAAAGGAUAAUAAUAAUAAAAUCAAAUAUCUACUAAGCCCUUAGAGGAUGCUCAGAAACAGCGCAGGGAAACUGUAGUUGUGCCCUUCUGUGAGAGCAGAAGGAUUUGUGUCAUGACUGCGUGGAGCACUUUGACAUGGAGUCUCGGAGCCAUUCACGAGCUCAAAAACAAACAAUCUCUGCUGACGUGCGACGUGGUGCCUCCGAGGUACAGUGGUCCCCGGGGCGCUCGUUAGAUGAUGGCACGAUGGAUGGCGUUUCAUGGUGACACCAAGUUUGGAUGCAGAAAACGAGCUUUUAAAUGACUGCGUGUCCCUGUGCAGCCUGUACUGCUCCUUCAGAACAAGGGGGAUGUCCAGGUGCUUCAGCUGUUUUUGUUCUGCUGAAGUUGUGGCUCUAUGGGCAAGGACUUCUGUGUUGUAAUGCUUUCUCUUGAUGCCUGCUUUGAACGUUACCAGGGCAAAAUGUCUCAUGUUUUCCUCUAUUUCCCAUGUUAAAUGUCUUUUAAGAACCUCCUCCCUCACAAACCUCAGUGAAAUUAGCUUUGCAAGCCCCGUGAGGGUAUGUGUUAGCAUCCUCUUUAACAAGCAAGGCAAAUGAGUUAGAAAAGGCCAGAGGACCCAGAGUCACUAAGCAAAAUGGGUUUGUGGCUUCUGAACACUUUUGAAGUCCUGGACCUUCAAGCCGUGCCCGUGCUUAACAGCAAGUCUUUCUCAGGCCAGGAAACAGUCUUCUGCUCUUCUCAUGUUCCAGUUUUUCCCCUCUCAGCUUCUCUGUCUACCUUUUUUCUUCUGAUCCCAUGUGCUAGGAGUCCUUCCCUUAACUUCCACCGGCUGUGAAUGUCCCUCAAACACGCAGCCAUAAUGCUGGGACUAAAUCCUGCCUUUCAAAAACUGAUUCUUGCCGCUUACAACAACUUUUACCCUGAGAAAAUCUUUUUCUGACUCAAAGUGAGCCUGGAAAAAUCAGUGGCUGAAAGCUUUACACUGCUAUCUACACACAGAUGGAGAACGCAAACAUAGUUAACUAACCAGCUUGUGAGCGCUGCAUUGCUACUGCAUGCAAGGUCUUUUAUAUUGCACCCCCACAUGCAAACUGAAGUCCAGGGGCGUUCGCAGGCACCUCUGCCUUUGAGAUGGUGUUGGCGCAUACGAGCAGCUGGGGACACUUGUUGAAAUCUGAAUCUCUCUUUUCUUGGCUUGCUUGCUCCCCCGCUCGAGUGGUGGGAGUCAUUGCUAGAGCUAAAACUAAUCUCAGUGCAGCCCAUGGUAAUUAACAGGAGUUACUUCAUCCUGUAAUCACAGAUGUUUCUCUUGAGGCAGCGAAACAGCACAGCGCUGAACACGGGGAGGAAGUGAAAGGGGUGAUUGCCUGAUUUUGAAAUGAAAGGAAGAAUUUAGUCAGUGUGUAAUUAUUCAAGUGAGAAGUUGGUCCUGUACGUCUUUAAUAUUCCAAAGUGGUAUUUGAUGUGAAUCCUUCCCCAGAGCUCAUUACAUUAGCUCUCAGCUCACCCUGAGCGCGCCGGGCGCCAAGUGCAGUGCGCAGCACAUUUUAUAACCAAGUAGAACGAUGUCACCCUCAUGAUCCUGCAGCUCCUAAGUACGGCUUUGUCUUCAGCCUAAAGAUGAAAUGGAAUACGUUUGAUGAGAUUCCUUUGGUAUUUGCAGCGUGGAAUGUGUGAGGAAUAUUGCUUUGCACCUCCAGCAAUAACUGUGCCUUUUUUUGCCUAAAAGAAGUUAUUUGUAGUAUUUUUCUUUACAGAAAACGAAUUUUUUCCUUUACAGAUCCCUAAGCGCUUUACAAGAAGACCCACGGAUCCCUUUUGCAGAGAUACCGGUCAGAGCUCCUGAGAAGCCAGAAACGCGUCCUGACCCCGGGGAGCCGGAUGCCAGCGGUGUGUGCACGCCGAGUCCCAGCGCCUGUCCCCGGCGGCGGGUUCGCCUGUUGCAGACACCGCUUACCGUAAGUGACAGGCUGCAGUGACACCGCGUGAAUGUCACUGCUGGGGGACGGGCAAGACGCCCGGCCACCCCACCGAGACCGGGCGGGGAGCGGCACGCCUAACACAGACAGCGUUUGGGGAUGGAUCGGGAGGAAGACUCCGAUUGCAUGAGUAGACAGAGCAUCGUGAGAGCAGAGUGAGAUUCUCCUCACCAUAUAAACGAGCUCUAAAAGUGAGCAGCGUCUCUCAGCCACUGAAAAUCCGCGCUGGCAGACUCGGUGCAAAUAUGCUGUCCCCUGUUAUGACAAAUCUCUGACAAGCCAAGGUCAGAAAGCAGAAAGUUACAGCUGCUCCGUCAUGCCAGGGACAAAAAAAAAGAAAGAAAACAAAAAGCCUUGUUUUAAAAUAAACGGUUUUAAAUAAACAAGUGUUCUUUGAACCACAUCAGAGUACAUACCUAACAAUAUUUGUUAAGUAAAUAUUAGUGACAUGUUUUAAGUCUGGCUCAGCAUGUAUUAGCAAAGGGGUAUUUGUGUUGCUUUUGUUGUAACGAGAGUCAAUAGUGUUUCUAGAAGGUGGUCUGAAAAAAGAGACUUUGGGGAUUUGUUCCCACUUAGCAUCCCACAGAGAAACAUCUGCCCACCAGUAGCCCCACCUCAGGACUUAUAAAACCUUCCCAAUGCACUGAUUUCAGUUAUUUAUACUUCACUUUCAUUGACUUCGUUCAGUUCACAAUCUGCCUCUUAGGUGGUAUUUUUUGCCCAUCUUAGAUUUUUGUCUGUCUAUCCUUUGACCUUCUGGCUUAUUUAACCCUUUUUAAGAGCCAGGUAUUAACUCCAGGGUUGAUGCACAGAGAAUGCAAAGCAAGGGAACAGGUUGUAACGAUGAUGCUGAAUGUGAAAUUCACCACCAGGAACAAAGGUUUUAUUUGACAUCUGACGGGCUGUGAGGAAGUCAGACUGCUUCUUAAAUGUCCUUUCCAGUUACGUCAAUACAAGUGACCUCUUCGGGCAUGCUCAGAAAUUUUGGGCUUAAUAAAUCAUCACACGCUUCCACGUAUGGGAGGUGAUGUGACUUCUGCCCCCCGGCCUUUGUGGGGUGUUGGAGAGGAGGAAAGGGGGGAAACCACAGUUCAUAAAUCAGGCCUGAGCUACCCCAAAGUCGGGCCACUGGAGUCACAGUGAGGCUCUGCAGGCAAAAGUGACAGCUUGGCUUUUAUCUGUAUGCCAUGGCAUCACAGGUCGAUUCUAUGACUUCUUUCUCUUCUUUCAUGUCAGAGGAAUCAAAGCCCCAACCUCCCCUUCCCAAAUUGCCUCCGGUUAAUAAUAGCAUGAACAGUAGUUAACGCAGGUUUGAAAGAGGCUUUGAUGAGAUAUUGCUCUUUGAUAAGCUGUUUCAAGGGCAGGAGGCAAAGUGUUUACUUUGCUUGGAAGAGGAGUCUGAUGAGCAAUUUGCUUUUCUUCUGCUGAGGCCAAGCAGAGCUUUGUUACCUCUGGACUGUGGAGACUGCAGAGGUGUUUUACAGCUGCUGCUCUUCACCUCUGGCUAUUUCUUUGCCCCGUGCAAGAAUAAAAAGUUACGAGUGAAGCCCAGCAGCCUGUCCCCCCCUGUGACAGCCGCCUCUGUGCUGAGCCGCAGCGACGAUCCACUCCCCAGCUGUCCUUCCAUGGCUGGUUUUCCUGCCUUUGGCUGUCCUGGGAAGCCCUGAGGAAUUACUGGGAGUGCGGUGAGGAAUUAGGAGUGCGGUGGAACCCGAAGUGCAGCUGGCACAGAGGACAGAGCGAGCCGCAGCUUCUUGAGCAGCUGAGCCCUCCGAACCACGCGCUGCAGCAGAAAGGGGCAAACAUGCAAGGUUGGGCUGGCCAGCCCGCCUAGUGGUGGGCCAGCCUCUAAGACACAAAGCGGUUUAGUCUGAGGGUACCGAAGCUCUCCGAAAGCUUAGGCCAUGCUAAACACACCAGGUGCUUUCCUGGAGCCACACCAAAGGAGUGAAGGCAAGCAGGGCUACUACUGAUUCUUGCUACAAGAAAGGUUUACAAACUCAGAUGAUAAAUGGCGGGGCUGUUCAGUGUUCAUUUCAUCAAGCACUUCAUUGCACAGGCUGUGAAGCACAUCUGGCUCUCGCUGCACAGCAACAAUAACCAGGUUUACUCCAGCAGCCCAGCUGCAGCGUGCAGGUCAGCAUGGAAGAGGGACAGGGCAGCAGGCAUUGGGGUGGCCCCCGGCACUUCCUGACCAUGCACUUCCCGGCACUACAGACAGAACGUAAGGAAUUUUGUUAAGACAUUGGGAGAGAACUUGAGUGAAUCCAACUGUCUGGAAAAUACUUCCGAACAGCGGGACUCUGUAUUGUUUUGUCUGGAUGGCCGGUGUCCACAGGCUGCGGGAGCUGCGGGCCGGUACCUCCGCAGCGUCGCGGCGGCCCCAGCCGCGCUGCCGGGAACGCGGGGGCUGCGGUGGCGGCUGCGAGCGGGUGGCUGGGAACCUGCUCACCCACCCCGGAGCGGGAUGGUAUUCACACGCUUAAAUCUGCAGGACGAAGCACUUGUUAUGGGAAAGAGAUGGACACGAUAAGCAGGUGCCACGCAAGAUCGUGGCGUUUGGGAGAGCGCUGCUGGAGGCGGCACACGGGCUGCGGGUGGCGGCGCCGCCGGGCGGGCAGGCUGCGCUGCGGGAAACGCCGCGUUGCUGCAGGAGAGGCAGACCCUGCGGCCACGCCGGCUGGAGCCCGAGCCGUCCGGAACCAGUCGCCGCCUUACUCGGGGCCACGCGUGGCGGCAGAGCCCACGGUGAAAGAGGAGCCGUCUCGCCGCGCCAAGGGGCGGCAGCACCCUCCCGGCGCCCGCUGCCUGCGGGUCCCUUUGUUCCUGCUCCAGGACUGGGUGAGCGGAGACGCUGGACGUGCUGAAGGGUUAUGGGUUUGGCCCUCACUCACAGCUGUACAGAUGUACCGCACUUCCUCCUGUCCGCUGGACUUACACGGAAAGAUGAGGUUGAUACGUCUGCCCUGGGUGCUGUGCUGGUCUGAUCAACAGGCCCUGUAGUGGACGUGGUGACCUCCCUGUAAAGUUUUUAUAUAAAGAUAGUGCCUGGUAAUGACCACCGAGUCAUAUUCUGUUGAACAGGCUGCUCCAUACUCAGCCACCAGGCCCGCGCUCCCCAAGAGAUUCAUCGAGCUGGCAGCAGAGUGACAGAGCUGUGUGGUGCCUGGACAGUCCCACCCCAGUGCUGAGAACAUCAUGUUUGGCUCAGAAGGUCUGUCCUUGCAGCAGUCCUGCGAGAGUGUUGUGAAGUCCCUGGAGCUCACCAGUUGAAAAAUACUUUGGAUUGAGUUCUUGUAUCAUCUGAAGUGAAUCCUGGCACCAGGAUACAGAUAUAUCCAUUUAAAAGAAGAGCGUGGCUCUCUGUUUUUGGAAUACAAAGGUAAAACUUGUUCCAGUGGGUGGAAGUUGGAUCCUGCUGCAAGUCACGCAUUUUGGAGCGAAGAAUGGUGCUUCCUCACCCCUUCAUUCCCUGGCAUUCCCUGUACGCUUCAGCUGCUGUUCUCUGGUAUGGCCUGGCCAGCGUCAGCAGGGCUCACGUGGCCACCUCGUGGCCUCUGCAGUGGCGGUGGCUGAGUCACCUGCUGCAGGGGGACACGGGUUGUGCUCACUGCAAGACAGCGACUGGCUGUCCGACAGAGUGACCGUCACCACCCUUUCUGCCCUGGAAAUCCCUGAAUUCCUGGUAGACCGAGAGAUCACCCUGUACAUACAUAGCUCAGUGUCACAAAACCCAUCUUCUUUUGGGUAUUGCAAAAGAAAUAGGUAUCCAAGAGAAGACGGUACUAAUUGCUGCUAUAAUUACAUACUCAGCUUCUGUUGUCAUGAUUUCUGCAAAGUCUGUUUCAUGGAAACUUUUUCAAAGCUAUUUGGGGAAGAACAGGAAGCUUUUGGCACACAGUUCUACAUCAAAUCUCUUCAGUUUUGCCAGGCUGUGUUUGUAGAGACCCUGUAUAUUGUAGAGGCCACCACCUGUCCCUGACUGUCCCCUAGAAUGGAAACUUGAAACAGUUAUUUUUGUAAUGAAUGUGCAAUAAAUAUGUGGAAAAGCUUAA